AUGAACGACUCUGUUUCUAUCAAUAUAUCUGUCUAUACCCGUCUCUUCCUUCCUAUCUAUCUAUCUAUCUAUUACCGUUUCUUUCUUCCUUCCUAUCUAUCUAUCUCUCUAUCUAUUACCGUUUCUUUCUUCCUUCCUAUCUAUCUAUCUAUCUAUCUAUCUAUCUAUCUAUCUAUCUAUCUAUCUAUUACCGUUUCUUUCUUCCUUCCUUCCUUCCUUCCUUCCUACCUAUCUAUCUAUCUAUCUAUCUAUCUAUCUAUCUAUCUAUCUAUUACCGUUUCUUUCUUUCCUUCCUUCCUUCUAUCUAUCUAUCUAUCUAUCUAUCUAUCUAUCUAUCUAUCUAUCUAUCUAUCUAUCUCUUUCAGUCACAUCUAUCUAUUUAUCUCUGCGCUCCCAGAUAUCUUCUGUUCAUAUCUAUCUAAACAGUUGUCUAUCUCCGUCUGUUCUUUCCUUCCUAUCUAUCUAUCUAUCUAUCUAUCUAUCUAUGUAUUUUUUGUAUUGCUUUCUUUUUUUCUUUUUCUUUCUUUCUUUUUAUCCUUUUUUUUGUAUUUCAUUUUUCUUCUUUUCGUUUUCUUUCUUUUUUCUUUCUUUUUUUAUCCUUUCUUUCUUUUUUAUCCUUUUCCUUUCUUUUUUUCUUUCUUUUCAUUUUUUAUUUCUUUCUUUUCUUUUUCAUUUUUCUUUCUUUUUUUCUUUCUUUCUUUUAUUUUAUCAUUUUCUUUUCUUUUCUUUCAUUUUACUCUUUUUUUUUUUUCUUUUUUUUCUUUUUUUAUCCUUUCUUUUUUUCAUUUUUCUUUCUUUUCGUUUCUUUUUGCUUUCUUUCUUUUAUCUUUUUCGUUUUUUCUUUUUUCUUUUUCUUUCUUUUUACUUUCUUUCUUUUAUCAUUUUCUUUCUUUUCUUUCAUUUUGCUCUUCUUUUUCGUUUCUUUCUUUUUACUUUCUUUCUUUUAUCCUUUUCCUUUCUUUUCUUUCUUUUUACUCUUCUUUUUCGUUUCUUUCUUUUUACUUUUCUUUUUUUCAUUUUCUUUCUUUUUUUCUUGCUCUUCUUUUUUUUUCUUUUCUUUUUUUUCUUUCUUUAUCCUUUUCUUUCUUUUUUUCAUUUUCUUUUUUUUCGUUUCUUUUCUUUUUACAUUCUUUCUUUUAUCAUUUUUUUCUUUCUUUCUUUUUCUUUUUCGUUUCUUUUUUUUACUUUCUUUUUUUAUCCUUUCCUUUUCUUUCUUUUUUUCUUUUUCAUUUUUCUUUCUUUUUAUCCUUUCCUUUCUUUUGUUUCUUUGCAAACUCUUUUUUACUUUUUCUUUCUUUUUACUUUCUUUCUUUUAUCAUUUUUUUUUUUCUUUCUUUUCUUUCUUUUUGCUCUUCUUUUUCGUUUCUUUCUUUUUACUUUCUUUCUUUUAUCAUUUUCUUUCUUUUCUUUCUUUUUGCUCUUCUUUUUCGUUUCUUUCUUUUUACUUUCUUUCUUUUAUCCUUUCCUUUCUUUUCUUUCAUUUUACUCUUCUUUUUCGUUUCUUUCUUUUUACUUUCUUUCUUUUAUCAUUUUCUUUCUUUUCUUUCUUUUUGCUCUUCUUUUUCGUUUCUUUCUUUUUUUCUUUUUUUUUUAUCUUUUCUUUUCUUUCAUUUUUUUUUCGUUUUUUUCUUUCCUUUCUUUUCUUUCUUUUUUUUCUUUUUCUUUUGCUCUUCUUUUUCGUUUCUUUUUCUUUUUUACUUUCUUUCGUUUAUCCUUUUUCUUUUCUUUUUUCAUUUUCUUCUUUUUCGUUUCUUUCUUUUUACUUUCUUUCUUUUAUCAUUUUCUUUCUUUUCUUUCUUUUUGCUCUUCUUUUUCGUUUCUUUCUUUUUACUUUCUUUCUUUUAUCCUUUCCUUUCUUUUCUUUCAUUUUACUCUUCUUUUCGUUUUUUCUUUUCUUUCUUUUUUCAUUUUCUUUCUUUCUUCUUCUUUCUUUUCUUUAUCAUUUUCUUUCUUUUUUCUUUCUUUUUUCUUUCUUUUUUUUUUUCUUUUCGUUUUUUCUUUUUACUUUCUUUCUUUUAUCCUUUCCUUUCUUUUCUUUCAUUUUACUCUUCUUUUUCGUUUCUUUCUUUUUACUUUCUUUCUUUUAUCAUUUUUUUUUUUUUUCUUUUUCUUUUCGUUUCUUUUUUUUUCUUUCUUUUUCCUUUUUUCUUUUUCUUCUUUUCGUUUCUUUCUUUUUUACUUUCUUUCUUUUAUCCUUUCUUUUCUUUCAUUUUACCUUUCUUUUCGUUUUCUUUCUUUUUUUUCUUUCUUUUAUCAUUUUUCUUUUCUUUUUUUUGCUCUUCUUUCUUUCUUUUUACUUCAUUUUCUUUUUCUUUUCUUUCUUUUCUUUCAUUUUACUCUUCUUUUUCGUUUCUUUCUUUUUACUUUCUUUCUUUUAUCAUUUUCUUUCUUUUCUUUCUUUUUGCUCUUCUUUUUCGUUUCUUUCUUUUUACUUUCUUUCUUUUAUCCUUUCCUUUCUUUUCUUUCAUUUUACUCUUCUUUUUCGUUUCUUUCUUUUUACUUUCUUUCGUUUUUUUCUUUUCUUUCUUCUUGCUUUCUUUUCGUUUUUUCUUUUUUUCUUUUUUCCUUUCCUUUUUUUUCAUUUUCUCUUCUUUUCGUUUCUUUUUUAUUCUUCAUUUUCUUUCUUUUUCUUUUCUUUUUGUUUUCUUUUUCUUUUCUUUUCUUUUAUCAUUUUUUUUCUUUUUUUUCUUUUCUCUUCUUUUCGUUUCUUUUUCUUUUCUUUUUAUCUUUCUUUUCUUUUCUUUUUUCUCUUUUUUCAUUUUUUUUUCUUUUCUUUUUUCUUUUUUUUUCUCUUCUUUUUUUUACUUUCUUUUUUUUUUUAUCCUUUUCUUUCUUUUCCUUUCUUUUCGUUUUUUCAUUUUACUUUCUUUCUUUUAUCCUUUUUUUUUUUUUUUUCUUUUUUUUUUCUUUUCUUUUUAUCAUUUUCUUUCUUUUUUCGUUUUUCUUUCUUUUCUUUUUUUGCUCUUCUUUUCGUUUUUUUUUUUUCUUUUUUUUACAUUUUCUUUCUUUUUUUCUUUUUUUUUCUUUUUCUUUUCUUUCUUUUCUUUUUCUUUUACUUUUUUCUUUUUCUUUUUUUUUUUUUCGUUUUUUUCUUUUUUUCUUUCUUUUUUCAUUUUCUUUCUUUUUUUCUUUUUGCUCUUCUUUUUCUUUCUUUUACUUUUUUCUUUUUUUUCCUUUCUUUUCUUUCAUUUUCUCUUCUUUUUUUUUUUUUCUUUUACUUUCUUUCUUUUCCUUUCCUUUUUUCUUUCUUCUUUUUCGUUUCUUUUCUUUUUACUUUCUUUCUUUUAUCAUUUUCUUUCUUUUCUUUCUUUUUGCUUUUCUUUUCUUUUCUUUCUUUUUUUUCUUUUUUUUAUCCUUUCCUUUCUUUUCUUUCAUUUUCUUUUCUUUUCGUUUCUUUCUUUUUUUUUUCUUUUUUUUCUUUUCUUUUCUUUUUUCAUUUUACUUCUUUUCGGUUUUUUCUUUUUUUUUUCUUUUUUUAUCUUUAUUUUCUUUCUUUUUUUCUUUUUUUUUCUUUUUUUUUUUUCUUUUUUUUUUUUUUCUUUUCUUUCUUUUUACUCUUCUUUUUCGUUUCUUUCUUUUUUCUUUCUUUUUUCAUUUUUUUCGUUUUUUCUUUUUUUUUCUUUUUUUUUUCUUUCUUUUUCUUUUUUUCUUUUAUCAUUUCUUCUUUUUUUCAUUUUCUCUUCUUUUCGUUUCUUUCUUUUUACUUUAUCCUUUUUUUUGCUUUCUUUUUUUUCUUUCAUUUUAUCCUUUCUUUCUUUUUCGUUUCUUUUUUUCUUUCUUUUUUCUUUCUUUCUUUUUCCUUUCUUUCUUUUCUUUUUAUCAUUUUCUUUCUUUACUUUUUUUCUUUUAUCAUUUUCUUCUUUUUUUCUUUUUCUUCUUUUUUUUUCUUUUACUUUCUUUCUUUUUAUCCUUUCCUUUCUUUUUUUAUUUUCUCUUCUUUUUCCUUUCUUUCUUUUUCAUUUUUUUUCUUUUUUUCUUUCUUUUUUUUCUUUUUCUUUUCUUUCUUUUUACUUUCUUUCUUUUUAUCUUUUUUCUUUCAUUUUACUCUUCUUUUUCGUUUCUUUCUUUUUACUUUCUUUCUUUUAUCAUUUUCUUUCUUUUCUUUCUUUUUGCUCUUCUUUCCUUGUCGCUUUUUCUCCAUCUUUUUACUUAUCUUUUCAGGUUUUUUUCCUUCCUUUCUUUUUUUCCUUCUUUUCAUGGCCCUUUCUUUUUUUCUUUUAA
Acanthosepion pharaonis is the source of this 4221-nucleotide messenger RNA. Lineage: Eukaryota; Metazoa; Mollusca; Cephalopoda; Sepiida; Sepiidae. The record is from the annotation of a GenBank genome assembly.